Messenger RNA from Bipolaris zeicola 26-R-13, 261 nucleotides. RefSeq lists its product as uncharacterized. Gene Ontology annotation, molecular function: RNA binding. Lineage: Eukaryota; Fungi; Ascomycota; Dothideomycetes; Pleosporales; Pleosporaceae. The record is from RefSeq and is a predicted model, not a curated record. Bases 1 to 261 code for a protein of 86 amino acids. The transcript is spliced from 6 exons. Gene Ontology annotation, cellular component: U4/U6 x U5 tri-snRNP complex; Lsm1-7-Pat1 complex; U6 snRNP. Gene Ontology annotation, biological process: mRNA splicing, via spliceosome.
AUGUCGCUCGAGAAUCUAUUGCCGCUGGAACUCAUCGACAAGUGCGUUGGUUCGCAGAUCUGGGUCAUUAUGAAUGGCGGAAAAGAAUUCACGGGCAAACUGGUUGGAUUCGACGACUACGUCAACAUGGUGCUGGAGAACGUGACAGAGAUUGACCCGGCUGAGGGAAAUGUGCAGCUACCCAAGAUCCUGCUCAACGGCAACAACAUCUGCAUGAUGGUUCCCGGAGGAGAUGGCCAAACGGUGCUAGAGGAGGAGUAG